This is a messenger RNA of Eptesicus fuscus (big brown bat), 411 nucleotides long. RefSeq names its product DNA-directed RNA polymerase III subunit RPC10-like. Bases 1 to 411 code for a protein of 136 amino acids. Gene Ontology annotation, cellular component: RNA polymerase III complex. NCBI's taxonomy places the organism in Eukaryota, Metazoa, Chordata, Mammalia, Chiroptera, Vespertilionidae. The transcript has a single exon. Gene Ontology annotation, molecular function: nucleic acid binding; zinc ion binding; DNA-directed RNA polymerase activity. The record is from RefSeq and is a predicted model, not a curated record. Gene Ontology annotation, biological process: termination of RNA polymerase III transcription; DNA-templated transcription.
AUGCUGCUCUUUUGCCAGGGCUGUGGGAAUGGGCUCAUUGUGGAGGAGGGACGGCACUGCCACCGUUUUGCCUGCAACACCUGCCCGUACCUGCACAACAUCACUGGUAAGGUAACAGAUUGGAAGUAUCCAAAGCUGAAAGAAGUGGAUGACUUGCUUGGUGGAGCAGCUGCCCGGGAGAACGUGGACUCCACUGCAGAGCCAUGUCCCAAAUGUGAGCAUCCUCGUGCCUAUUGCAUGCAGCUUCAGACCCGCGCCGCGGACGAGCCAACGACCACCUUCUACAAGUGCUGCAAUGCGCGGUGUGGACACCGCUGGAGGGACUCGAGCCAGGCUGGCCCAGCUGCGUGGCGUCUGUUUACCUUAUUCCCCAGAGUAGAUCCUCAACGGAAGCGAGGACUUGUGUCCUGA